AUGUCUCAAGAUACGCACCCUUGCAAGGUCGUUUUGGCCGGCAACAUCGCCAAAAGCCUUCUCAGCGAGGUACAGGCGGGCCUGAGCGCGCUUGGUCGCACACCACAUCUGCUCGGGAUACUUGCCAAUAGUGAUCCAGCUGCCCAAGUGUACGCCGACUGGACGGAGAGGACGUGCAAAGAAAAUGGCUUCCAGUACUCGUUGAAGAAUGUGGCCAAAGACGACGUCGAAGAGACGAUCAUGGCGGCCAACAACGACCCAGCCGUGGACGGUAUCAUUGUCUACUACCCAAUCUUCAACAACCGACAAGACCAGUACCUGCAGCAGAUUGUGGACGUGUCCAAGGACGUCGAGGGUCUCAGCCAUCAAUACAUCUUCAACAUGUACCAGAACAUCCGGUUCCUGGACGAAGAACAAGCGAUGAAGUCCGUCCUGCCGUGUACGCCUCUUGCGGUGAUCAAGAUUCUCGAGUACCUCCACAUCUACAACACGAUCCUGCCGUACGGGAACCGCCUGUUCGGACGGACGAUCUGUGUGGUCAACCGGUCGGAGGUGGUGGGCCGUCCGCUCGCCGCGCUGCUGGCCAACGACGGAGCGUGCGUCUACAGCGUCGACGUCACGGGCGUACAGCAGUUCACCCGUGGCGAGGGUAUCCGUAAGCGGAAGCACGAGGUCGUGGAGAAGGAGGGCUGGACCAUCGAAGACUGUGCACCGCUGUGUGAUGUGGUCAUCACGGGCGUGCCGGGCGACAAAUACAAAUUCCCGUGCCACCUGUUGAAGGAGGGGGCGGUGUGCAUCAACUUUUCGAGCGAGAAGAACUUCGGUCCCGAAGUCAAACAAAAGGCCGCCAUCUAUGUGCCGGCUAUUGGUAAAGUCACAAUUGUCGUACUCCUUCGCAAUCUGUUGCGGAUCGUGCAGAACCGACAAGCUCAAGCCGAGAAAUCCAAAUCAUCCGACCAGAAGACUUCUGAGCCCGUUGUGAAUGGCGCGACAUCAUGA
Capronia coronata CBS 617.96 is the source of this 999-nucleotide messenger RNA. Its product is annotated as methylenetetrahydrofolate dehydrogenase (NAD+). The transcript is spliced from 3 exons. Gene Ontology annotation, cellular component: cytosol. Gene Ontology annotation, molecular function: methylenetetrahydrofolate dehydrogenase (NADP+) activity; methylenetetrahydrofolate dehydrogenase (NAD+) activity. The record is from RefSeq and is a predicted model, not a curated record. Bases 1 to 999 code for a protein of 332 amino acids. Lineage: Eukaryota; Fungi; Ascomycota; Eurotiomycetes; Chaetothyriales; Herpotrichiellaceae. Gene Ontology annotation, biological process: purine nucleobase biosynthetic process.